This is a messenger RNA of Papaver somniferum (opium poppy), 459 nucleotides long. RefSeq names its product L10-interacting MYB domain-containing protein-like. The coding region runs from base 1 to 459 and encodes 152 amino acids. The transcript has 3 exons. The record is from RefSeq and is a predicted model, not a curated record. NCBI's taxonomy places the organism in Eukaryota, Viridiplantae, Streptophyta, Magnoliopsida, Ranunculales, Papaveraceae.
AUGUUUGGCACAAGCUACCGAGUAUGGGUUUCUGGAACUUCUUUGAAGCAAACUUCGUGGGGAAAUUUGUGCAAGUUCUUUUCUGAGAAGUAUGACUGCACUAUCACACAAAACAAGCUGAGCAACCACUGGAAUUACAUGCGCAACCAAUAUGUCACUUGGUCCCGUCUCUUAGCAAGAACCGGGCAUGGGUACAACGCGGAGACAAACACUUUUGAUUGGAACGAAGAGCAAUGGAUUGAAUUAGACAAGACAAUCAAAAAUGCCAGUCAAGUCAAGAAUAAAGGACUGGAAGAUGCAGAGAAGUUGCAGAAUUUAUUUGUUGGGAAGUUCUCUACCGGAGUUAAUAGGGAUACACCUGGAAGAAUGGAACCGCCUUGUUCAGCUGGAACUUCUACAACUAAUGGAUCUGAUUCUCGAACAAGUCACAUUGGGAAGGCUACAUGGAAGAGGGUUUAG